Messenger RNA from Drosophila montana, 7444 nucleotides. RefSeq lists its product as uncharacterized. Gene Ontology annotation, biological process: autophagy; Golgi organization; COPII vesicle coat assembly. Gene Ontology annotation, cellular component: endoplasmic reticulum exit site; ER to Golgi transport vesicle membrane. The transcript has 13 exons. Bases 189 to 6938 code for a protein of 2249 amino acids. The record is from RefSeq and is a predicted model, not a curated record. NCBI's taxonomy places the organism in Eukaryota, Metazoa, Arthropoda, Insecta, Diptera, Drosophilidae.
CAGUGUUGCGCUAACAGACUGGCAACGCUUGCGAAAAGUCGAGUUGGCAUUUGUACUCGAAAAAUUCAAUUUAAUCAAAGAAAUAACCCAACCGCAUUAAAAUUAUUAAAUAAGUAAAUGGUAACACAUUUCAAGUACGCGUAAUUAAAAAACAGUUUCGUUUUGCCAAGCUAACGCACUGCGACAACAUGUUGCACAAUAAUGCCAACUGGCUGCCGCCGCCUCAGCAGCAACAGCAAUUGCAGCAACAGCAGCUGCAACAGCAGCAGCAACUGCAACAGCCACAACAGCAACAGCAGCAGGCACCUUCGCUACAUCACGCUCAAGUUCCGCAAGCUACGCAACAGUCGCAACCGCAGCUAUAUGCUAGCCAAAUGUUUCAGCAGCCUCAGGCGCAGCCGGCUCAGCCAGCAUAUUGGCCAGUGGAGCAGUCGACGACCCUCAGCUAUCACGACUUUGCCGGCACAGCUCCGCCGCCGCCGCUGGGAUAUGCGCCUCCCGCGUCGCUGUCCUAUGCACCGGCCAUGUCCGCGCAGCAAUUUUAUCAGCCAGCGCCAGGGCAAGUGGAGCCGCAGGCGCAGCUGCCAGCUGUCGAGGUCGUGGACAAUAAUAACAGUGGCAAAAACGAUGGCUGGGGUGAUUGGGGCGAUUGGAAUGAUGGCAGCAACCACAACAACAAUAACAACAAUAGCAACAACAACGGCAGCAGCAUCAUGAACCAUAGCGAGGCGGCGCCGCUAGCCAGCGUAGUCGAGGAUUCCUUCAAUGUGCAGGGCCAAAGCAGCUGGCACGCGUUUAGCAACAACAGCAACAACAGGAACACCAACAUCAGCGGCAGCAGCAACAACAACAACAACAAUAAUCCGGAAUCCGGCAAAUCGCUGGAACUGCCGCCUUUGCUGUCGCCCGCCACGGAACAGUUGUCGCCAGUGUCCGAGCCGGAAUUGAAUGCUAUUGUGCCGCCGCAGGCUUUUCAAAAUCAGCCACCACCAGCCGCAGCAGCAGGUCCUCCUCCAGCGGCAGUUACAUUACCACCACCAGCACAGGCAGCUCCUCCUCCAGCGGCAGCACCACUUCCACCAGCAGCUGCUUCGGCAGCGGCUCCCGUUCUGCCGCCGCCCGCAAUGGAGACUGCUGCGGGAAAUCCCUUCAAACGCGCUGGAGGACUCAGCAAGCGCGUGAAUAUUUUGGCUACGCCAGGCACAGUAGCAGCAGCCGCACCACCACCACCACCAUCAGCGCCAAGUGUGCCCGCCGUGGCUGCCGUAGCGCCUGUGCAGAUGUUGCUGCCCGAACCGAAUCCGGAACAGCAGCCGUAUGAGAAUCAGGAGGUAUUGCUGGCGGCGCCAAAUGAUGAGCGUGCUCAGUAUCUGCAGACCAGUCACCUAUCCGAGCAGCCCGAGGAGGUUAACGAGGGCAACUGGGAGGCAGAUGGACUGUUCCCGCCGCCGGGACUGUCACGUCUGGUGCUCGGUCAGCCGGAGCUGGUAGAGCAGCAACGUCUGGUCACCGGCACCGAGCAGCCGCACAGUCGUGUGGCCAAUGCGCUGCACAUGGCUGAGCGUCAGGCCGAUGGUGAGGAUACCUCCGAGGGUGAACAGCCGACGCGCAAUGAUCUCUACCAGCAGCAACAGCAGCUGCAGCAGCAGCAACAACAACAGCAGCAGCAACAACAGCAGCAGCAGCAGACGCCGCCGCGUCGCGUAGUGACUGGCGUGGAGACCCAAGCCACUGUGGUGCUAUCUGGGGAACAACGCGAGGUGGUCUUGGAUGGCGAGAAUCUGGAGGAUCAUCGGCCAACGAUGCCGCCGGCGCCGCUGUCGGUGCCAGCAGCAACAGCGACGACAACACACGCAACCGGCGUGGCAACAGGAGCAGCUGCUGCCGUCGAUCUGGACACCGAGUCACAUCAACAACAUCACAUAAGCAACGACGAGAACGAGGCAAACUCCUCGCUGCCAACUCAACAGCAGCUGCUGCAGCAGCAGCAGCAGCAAACGCCGCUUGACAAGAAACAGCCGCGUGGCAAACCGCGUCCAGUUGCCUCACUGGAUCUGGAGUCGGAGGAUGAGUCCGAGGACGAGUGGCUGCUGAGCGAUAGGCAUGAUCCGCCGCCGCGCCGCCAGCAGCCGGACGAGCGCAGCAUGCGCAGUCUGCGCGGCAGCCGGCGCCACAGCAACAGCAACAACAACUACGAGGGCGAAACGGAGGAUUCGGUGCGCGGCGGCGUUGCUGCCGGUGGCGUUGGCAGCGCUGCUCACACUGCCCACAAUGACAGCCACAGCAGCAGUAAAUCGACGCGCGAUGCAAAGCGACGCAGUCGCGAUGCGGACAAUCAGCGAAGACAUGAACCGGAGCGCACGGGACGCGAGCGCAGCGAAAGGGAGCGGGAACGCGAACGGGAACGCGAACGUGAACGUGAACGUGAAAGGGAACGUGAGCGAGACCGGGAACGCAAUCGCUGGCGACGCGACGACCAGCAAUACGGACGGUCCACGCGCUACAGCAACAACAACAACAGCAACAGCAACUAUGAUGGCGAGUCGGAUGCAGCCGAACUGGCAGCCGGUCAAGCGGCAGCCAGCGAUGGCGGCGGCGGUGGCGGCGGCGGUGGGGGCGGACGAAACAGCAAGGCAAGCCGGCAAAGACGCAGCGGUGCCGCUGACGAUGAUUACGAGGACUAUGAACAGCAAUCGGCGCCACGUGGCGGCAGCCAUUAUCGGCCACGUCGCGACAAACAGCAACCGCAGUCGCAUCAGCAAUCACACGAAAAGCCGCGCGGCAGCCGGCGCAGUCACGAGGGCAGCGAACGGACGCGCUCACAUCAUCCGGACUGGCAACAGCACUGGGAUGCCCGCCAAUACGAGGGCUAUCGCAACAAGAGCUCCCGCAACAGCGACAUGGACAAGGAGCUACUCAACGGAGCCGGCGCCGCCGGCAGCAGCAGCGGCGGCAAACGUCGCAACAACUACGAUCAAUAUGCAAAUGCCGCGGCCAGCUAUGAUCCCUACGGCAUGUACGAGCAGAUGUCGCGCAAUCCGCACGCCUACGCGGACAUGUACGCCAAGCUGUACGGCCAGAUGAUUAACUCAAUGACGGCGGCCGUUAACGCUGCGGCCGCAUCGAAGGCGGUGCCACAAUUGCAGACGCAGGCCCAUCAGUUGGGCGCACCGGUUGCCGGCGUGGAUGAGGCAGCUCUGCUCAGGGAACGUGAAAGGUACACACACGCAUACAUAACACAAGCCAAUGAAUUCCAUCGUCGUCGCCAACAACAGCUCAAUCUCUACCAACAACAACAACAUAACUACACGGAUAUGUUGAACUCGACACUGGGCGAUGACAGCGCCAGCCUCCUUGGCAGCGAUACCCACAGCAGCCGCCGGCUCUUGGCUCCGUAUGGCAUCUCGAGUGCACGUUCGCUCAGCAAUUUGAACUGUGAGGAUGCCUCCUCCGCAGGAUAUGCGCGUUACUAUGCUGGCUCGGAGUGCAACGUUGAUAUCAGAGCUGCGGCUGCUGCGGUUGGUCUUGGUGCUGUGGCAACAACAUUUGCCGGCAAUGUGGAUGCAACUGCGACGACAACAACAACGGCUGUGGCACGCCCACCAAGGCGUCGCACACCGCUGCUCUACAAUCGGCCACAUUUGGUUGCCUCAUACUCGAUGAGUCUGCUGCUGCGCGUCCGUCCCAAGUACGCGGGACGCGGUCGUCUGCGCAACGAUGUGGAGGUGUCGGCGCCACGCAUUAAGGAUGCCACCAGCAGCUUGCUGCGCUCCUAUCCUGGUCCGCUGCAGGGUCGCAAGCUGCACAAGGACAAGAUCAUUAGCUUCUGCAAGGAGCAGAUACGCUUGGGUCCGGCACGUGCCUGCACCGUGCUGUAUGCCACACAGAAGAAGCCGCUGGGCAGCGUGGACAAGUAUCGUGCCUCGCAUACCCUCAUGUGGCAUCUGCUCAUCCUGUUGCUGCGACAGAAUGGGGUCAUUGCCGAUACGGAUGUGGGUGAUCUGUUGCUGGAGAAUCAGCACGAGUAUCCCUAUGCACCAGACGCAGAGGCGGAUGCCGAGUCCGCGGAUGCACGUGUACACGCUGGCGAGCCCCUGAACGACUCGGAUGCGGAUGAGGCGGUGGCAGCGGGCGGUGCAGCUGCUGCAGAGACUGAACCAGAUGCUGAUGCAGAUGCGCCCAUGUCGGAACAGGCGGCAACCGAUCAGUUUCGCAGCUAUGUGCUGCGCGGCAAUGUCGAGGAGGCACUGCAAUGGGCCACCGAUCACAAUCUGUGGACGCAUGCGUUCUUCUUGGCCCUCUACGAGGAUCGUUAUGCCCUCACAGAUGUGGCACAAAAGUUUCUCAAUCGCGCCAUCAAAGCGAACGAUCCGCUGCAAACGCUCUAUCAAAUGAAGAGCUGUCAUACGCCCGCCUGCGUCAGUCAGCUGCGCGACGAACAGUGGGGCGACUGGCGUUCCCAUCUCUCUAUAUUGGUGACCAACAAGUCACGCCAGCCGGAAUACGAUCGCAGCUCUGUCGUCGCACUGGGCGAUACUCUCUUUCAACGCGGCGACAUCUAUGCGGCACACUUUUGCUAUCUGGUUGCGCAGGAGGAGUUCGGACGCUAUGACAGCGCUGCCACGGAGCUAACCACGCUGACUGGCAAUGUGCCUAGGUUGAUCCUGCUGGGCGCCUCACACUACAAGCCAUUCAAUGAGUUUGCCAGCAACGAGGCGAUCAUCAUGACGGAGAUCUAUGAAUAUGCGCGAUCGCUGUUCGAUCACAAGUUCAGCAUUGUCAACUUCCAGCACUACAAGUUCCUGCUGGCGACACGCAUCCUGGACUAUGGCCAACACUUUCGCUGCACCAACUAUCUGGAGCAGAUAGCCAAGCACAUUGAGCUCAAGCCGGACAGCUAUGAUGGUGAUUUUAUACAGCGCGUUUGCUGUCUGGCGGAACGUUUGCGCUAUCACGAUCCCAUACUGAUCAAUCGCGUCUCCUUUGCCAGUCCACCAACAGCCACAAAUGGCGGCCAAGCGGCACCGCAAGGCGCCACCGAGGAAAAGGAAUGGCUGCGUCAGCUGCGCACGCUGGCUGAUCAGCCCCUGCAGGAGCAACAGUUGCAACAUCAACAGGAACAGCAGCAACAACAGCAGCAGCAACAGAGCGACAUUGAUCAGCAAUUUGUGGAUUUGAGCAAGCAAAUGCGCGAGCUAAACAUGCAAUAUGAGGAUACCAUGCAGCGCGAGCAGGAGGCGCAGCAGGAGCAGCAGCUGCAGCAGCAGCAGCAGCAGCAGCAACAGCAAUUGCAGCAACAGCAAUUGCAGCAGCAGCAGCAACAGCCGGCAGAAUACUAUGAGCCGCCGCCGCCACCGCCACAAAUACAGCCGAGUCAUGAGCAAACGCUGAGCAGCCAUAUUUAUGCGGCGCCAUCAGACUACGCUCCCAAUGCGGCACAGCAACUGCAGCAGCAGCAACAACAACUGUAUGAUCCCUCGCAGCAACUGCAGCCGGGCACAGUCUAUGGGCACAUUGAGCCCGCCAGCGAGGCCUACGGCGCCCAGCAACCAGCAACUGGCUACGACUAUUGGCCCAGCGGUGCACAGCAGCCGUAUGGCGAUGAGCUGGCGCAAAUGGAGAGCAACGAGUUGAUUGCUGAUGACAGCAGCAACAAUCUAAACAAGAACAACAACAAUGCAAUAGCAACAUCAGCUGAAGCAGAAGAAGCAGCUGCAGCUGCAGCAGAAGCUGAGCAAACACAGCAGCAGCAACAACAACAACAACAACAACAGCUGCAACAAGAGGAACAAUUGCAGCUGCUAGAGCCAAGUGCGCCCAGCAGCAACAUGGACAACGGCAACAAUCGCUUUAAACACAAUGCCUUCAAGCUGCCCGCUGCUAGCAAUGGCAAGCAAAUGCACUACACAGGCCAAGACAAGGACAAAAGCAAACAAUUUCCACGAAAACUGCAAUUUGCUAACAGCAACAACAGCAACAGCAGCAACAACAGCGACAAGAGCAGCAUCGGCAGCAAUAUAGCGGAAUUUACAGCGACAGCAACGGCAACCACAACGAAGGCAUUUAAUUUGAAUGAUCAACAAAUGCGACCCACGAUUUCGAUGCCAAAAUCAAAGAAUUACGACGACGACGAUGGAGCUGCCACAACUGGUGCUGCAUCCUUAGCUGGCCAUGCAACGUCCGGAAGCGCAGCCUCAACGGCGGGCAAGCAGCAACAGCAACAAUCCGGCGCUGGCGGUUUGCCCGGCGCGCCGGGCAAUCAGAAUGCCGGCUGGUUUGGUGGCCUGUGGAACAAGUUUUCGCUAAAGCCGAAAAAUCAAAUGAUAUUACCGGAUGACAAGAAUCCGACAAUUGUGUGGGAUAAGGAGCGCAAAUGCUGGACCAAUACCGAGGGCACUCCCGAUGAAACGGAAUCAUUUAAGCCGCCACCAAAGAUGAGCGAUAUGGGCAUGGGUAUGCCAGCAGCAUCGGCGCCACCAGCACUCAAUACAUUGGGCACCAUACCCACGCCAGUUGCCACGCCCAAUCUGUUGCCACAGCAAAAUGCUCAUGAGCUGCCAAACGCCAAUAAUGUCUAUGAGAAUCAGAUGGAGUAUGACUAUCCCAGCUAUGCGGCACCAUCAGCUGCGAUACCAGCACCUGCACCAGCACCAGCACCAGCAGCAUCGCCAUCGCCUGGUCUUGCCCCAGCGGGAGCAGCAGCAGUAACGCCGCCCGGCGGCGCACAGCCCAAACUUCAAUCGAACAUGUUCAAAAUUAAACGCAAUCGCACGCUGAAGAACUCCUAUGUUGAUGUAUUUAAUCCAUCGGGCGCGCCCAUGACCUCAGCGCCACAGACUGUGCUGGCGCCCAUUAUGGCACCGGUGGCCGUGCCGCAGGGCGGCUUCUUUGUGCCUGGCGCAGUGCCCACACAGCAGCAGCAGCAGCAGCCCCAAUAGGAGUAGCGAAUCAUUUCAUCUAAUACGUAAACUUAACAUAACUACGUGGCGCGCACAACGACCGCAACAAUCAACAUCAACAUCAACAGCAACAGCAGCAACAACUUAGGCAAACAACACUCAAGCGACAACAACGUGAGCGGACAACGACAACGACAACUACAACAGUCACAAUAACAACAACAACAACAACAAGUGCUACUUUCUAUUAAUUAUUGCAUGCUGCUGCAAAACAUGUUGGGCAGCUCCUCUGCGUGUGUUUCGUUGUUGUUACUAUUUUUCGUUAUAUAUAUAUAUAUUUUUUUUUUCUAUCUCUCUCUGUUCAAACUGUAUUUGUAAAUGUGCGCGUUUAGCGAAAUUGAUAACAAAUUUAUGUAUGAUUAGUAAAAUAUAUGUAUAUGUAAAUUUUGUCUUCUCCUAUAUAAACGAUCAGCCCCUAUAAUCCCCCAAAAACCCAUGCGCAACAACCCCGAUAUGAUUAAAGCAACAAGUUUUUAGUUCAACAA